UAAAUAAACCGGUUAGCCGGGGGCCCGGGCGUGCGGUCCAAUCAGGUGCGAGGAUGUUGGCAGGUGGGUGGAGUGUCGUGUCUGUUUUUGUUUUAAUGUUUUUGUUGAAAAGUUGAAGAAGGCAAAGAGAGAGGGAGAAAUAAUAUCCUCCGGUGUGUGGUGGCUGGGGAGGGAGGGGUGGGCAAGGGAGAAGCGGCGGCGGCGGCGAGUGGCCGGCCGGAGCCAGCGGCAGGAUGAAUGGAGUCACCAAGAGCAGGUUCGAGAUGUUCUCGAACAACGAUGAAGCUGUGAUAAACAAGAAACUCCCAAAGGAACUGCUUCUCCGAAUAUUCUCCUUUUUGGAUGUGGUCACCUUGUGUCGCUGUGCUCAGGUUUCCAGGUACUGGAAUGUCCUGGCACUGGAUGGUAGUAACUGGCAGAGAAUCGACCUGUUUGACUUCCAAAGAGAUAUAGAGGGCCGAGUGGUAGAAAAUAUUUCCAAAAGAUGUGGUGGGUUUUUACGGAAGCUUAGUCUGCGAGGAUGUCUUGGAGUGGGUGACAACUCUUUAAGGACAUUUGCUCAGAACUGCAGGAAUAUUGAACAGUUAAAUCUGAAUGGAUGCACAAAAAUCACAGAUGCAACCUGUACUAGUCUAAGUAAAUUCUGCUCCAAGCUAAGAAGUCUAGACCUAGCUUCAUGCACAUCUAUCACAAACCUUUCUUUGAAAGCUCUGAGUGAGGGAUGUCCACUUCUAGAACAGCUGAAUAUAUCCUGGUGUGACCAGGUGACGAAGGAUGGGAUACAGGCACUAGUGAGAGGCUGCGGUGGAUUGAAGGCUCUGUUUCUUAAAGGAUGUACACAGCUAGAAGAUGAAGCUCUGAAAUACAUUGGUGCUCACUGUCCUGAGCUGGUCACGCUGAACCUCCAAACUUGCUCCCAAAUCACAGAUGAGGGACUGAUUACAAUUUGCAGAGGAUGUCAUAAACUUCAAUCGCUCUGUGUCUCUGGCUGCAGUAACAUCACUGAUGCUAUUUUGAACGCACUGGGACAGAACUGCAUUCGACUUAGGAUAUUAGAGAUUGCUAGAUGUUCACAGUUAACAGAUGUGGGAUUUACGACAUUAGCUCGGAAUUGCCACGAACUUGAGAAGAUGGAUCUGGAAGAGUGUGUUCAGAUUACAGACAAUACUUUAAUUCAGCUUUCCAUCUACUGCCCACGGCUUCAAGUAUUGAGUUUAUCACACUGUGAAUUGAUCACUGACGACGGAAUUCGCCAUCUUGGGAAUGGGGCCUGUGCUCAUGAUCGAUUGGAAGUAAUUGAAUUAGAUAACUGCCCGCUGAUCACUGACGCGUCACUUGAACAUCUAAAGAACUGUCACAGUCUCGAGAGAAUAGAGCUAUAUGACUGUCAACAGAUAACGCGUGCUGGGAUCAAGAGACUUCGGACGCACCUACCAAACAUCAAAGUCCACGCUUACUUCGCCCCAGUGACCCCUCCUGCAUCAGUGAGCGGUGGUCGGCAGCGUUUCUGCAAGUGCUGCAUCGUUCUAUGACACCUACUUUACUUUUUGCAAAUCUAUUUAAAUAGCAUUAGAAUGGAGACGAUUGAAUGCAUCAUCAGUGGUGAUCCUGGUGGACUGUGGGGCUGUACAGUAAGGACUGUCCAAUCACUGUGGCUAUGACGGAUCACAUGGUUACCAGGCAGUGUGGGUGAUUCCCAUGUCAGUGGGUGCAGCCACUUACUAGUUCUGUCACUGUAUGAUUCAAUUCAGAGAUUUCCCAAAAAUAUGGAUAAUUUAUUUUUUUUAAAAUCAAUGUUGGAUUAAAAAAGAAAUUUUGGUUUUCAUGUAAUGCAGUGGGGAAAAAUCUUUAACCUGUUUCCGAAUUAUAUAAGUCAAGUUGGCAGUACAAGAGUGCUAGGUGGCAUAACCAAGUUUUAAACUGCAUCCUAACCCUUUUGCUCACUCAUGUCACUUUUUGCAUGGUAAAGGGUGAGAAUUGUAUAAUUGAAUUCUUGGCUGUGAAAUUUUGUACUGAGUUUUAUUUUGUUGGUCCAAACCCACAGUGGAUCCUGCUAUUACUUCUGAGGAAAGAAGGUUAUUGGAUGCCGCUUCUAGAAGUGCAACUCUCUCAAGUUUCUUUAGUUGUCUUCGUCCACCUCCUGUCCUUUAGCUUCUUUACCAUUCUGAACUUUUUUAAAAAGAUAUUUCCUUGACUCUCCCCACCUGACCAUGUUGAAACCUUCCUUAGCGCAUGCAGUUUUAUGUGCCAUGAGCAAGCAGCUAGCGUAAAAAGUGAGAACCAUGACCCAUGAGUUUUGGUGAGCUGUUUAAAUAUGCUUGUGCUAUUCGCAGAUGGGUUCAGUUCAGACACAAACCUCUGUUGUCAUUUUGAAAUGUGACCCCGGUUGCUGGGUAGAAAUGCAGGUCAGGAACCUGAGUUGAAAUUGUUUUCAGUGACCAUGGCCAGUGAAAACUAAAAUAUUUCACUCAUCCUCCUGACUGAAACCAGCAAAUUCAACACAGAUAAAUUUUUUUAUGACUUAGCUACUAGCUAAAUGAUUCUCUUUAUUUCUAAGUAAUAAAAAGGACAAGCUUUUUCUAAUAAUUUGAAGAAUGUAGAACAAAUGUUUUAGCAUUUAUCCAGUGACCUCUGUUUGUUUUGUACUGUAUUACUCCACAUUGACACUCCCAAGCUUAUGGUUCCUGUCUCAGGUUUAAAACACUACUGAGUCACACCAGCAUGUGUAAGUUGUUUUUCCAUAUUCAUGGGAUUUAAAACUUGCAUUAAAGCACAUCUCAUGAUGUCAGGGCUGGAUCUAAAUACAGAUAACUUCUUAAAAUUAAACUGUGCAAUGAAGAUGUUAAAGUUUUUCAUUUUGAUUUGAGGGAAGUGAAAGCAUGCAUCAUGUUUUGUAUUUUUAUUGAGCAUAUAGAAACUUGGUUGAAUCUAGAAGAUCAGUGACACUUUCCUAAGCCAUUGGUUGGGAUCAUAAUGAUACCGAUUCCAGGAUAUAUGUGUCUACUGAAAUGAUUGGUAUUCACACUGUUACAGGUGCUCCCUGUGCAAUUUAAUUUUUAAAAGGUAGUUUUGGAGGGACUAGUGUCGAUGUCUUUCCUAUUUCAUGGCCUGUUUUGUUCACUGUACAGACUUGCUGAUGAAGCAGUGUUGAGAUAAACCACAGGUAUAUAAAUGCCUCAAUCUUUAUCUUUCCAAAGCCCAGACCUUAGUAUGUCCUACUUCUUUGAGUAAGUUGUAUUGCUGGUAAUUGGUAAUACUUUCAGGCUGCCUUUACAAUAAAGGAAGUGGGAUGUGCUAAGAGCUAGGUUUUGGAGAAAUAAAGACUGGAACUGUUGCUGUAUUUGUGGUUUGUCUCAGCACUGUUUUAAGUCUGUACAGUGGUGAACAGAAAGGGCUGUGGAACAUGAGAAAAGAAACAACACAUUUGCUGGAGAAACUCGGCAGAUCUGUGGAGACGAAUCAGAUAACGUUUUGAGCCCAGUGACCAUUCUUCGGAACAUUAGCUGGACGUCGAGCCCAGUCCCUCCAAAAAAUACCCUUUUACAAAUCAAAUGUACGUGGAGCAUCUAGCAGCAGUGUAAAUAACAAUCAUUGCAGUAGAUACAUAUUUCCUGGCAUUUGUACUAUUAUGACCCUAACUGAUGGUAAUACUGGACAAGUUAAAUCCCACAGUAAAUCCUGGCUUGAUAGACUGUAAGUUUUAUUAUUCUUUUUAUUUACUGUGGUGGUCAAUCACUUAAAUAGAUUAGCAAGAUGCUGCCAGUGUAUGCUUGACAAAAGAACAGAACAGUUCAUUAGGAAAAAGACCCCUACAAUUGAUAGAGAACUACAGGAAUAAUCUCAUUGCGAAAGAAAGAUUCAUCCCUCUUAACCCAGCAAUACACUUGCAGAUUCUGAAAUGUCAGCUAAGGUUCACCUCAAUCCCUGCAUUAAGGUUGUUGCUCAACUGGUGUGGCUAUAAUCUAUCUCCUUUCAAAUUUCUGUGCAUUGGUGCAAGUUCUUUUCCCUUAACUCAUGUCUUCAACAGUCUUGUAGGAUGACUUUUUCUCCUCUGGAGCUUUCUUUGACUUCUAAGCAACUCGGUACUUCUCCCUAGCCCUGAACAAUUGGAGACUGCUAAUAAAACCUUUGCUGUUGGGGCCCUCUUCCCCUGCAUGAAUCUGCUUCCAGCCUGUUCUCCAUUGUCUCAAAUGUCCCCUUGCCCUCUUGAUUGUACUUGCUUUCCCCAGGCAAGUUGCUGGUCAUUUAGCUGAAAUUGUGACUUCGAAACUGUGUUUUGAACUCAGGUCAAAAUGUACUUUGAACGCUAUCAAAGAAAAUCAGAUCAGAUUUUCACAGCACUGAAAACUAAAAUUUAUUUUCCUCUACUUUAGAUCCCAAUUUCUCAAUAUAUUAUGACCCUUACAACAGCGUGUAAGAUGAAAAUAAUGGUAAAAUGAUAGUUAAGAAAAUUUGUACAUUUUAUUAUGUUUAUUUAUUUCCCUCUUUGCUAGUCAUAUUUUUUUAGAGCACAAUAUGUUAUAGUACAGAACUAAUCAUGUUGUUUUUCUACCAGUUCGCACCCAUUUAUAACAUACAUUUAUUUUGGGGCGCUCCCAAAUGGCUGUUAUAACUUUUGGUGAGAGAUCAGUUUUCUCAUGUUUACACUGAAACCUAUGACUAGGGUUUUCACGUGGUUUUUCCACCAGAGUUACAAUAGUGUUCAAGAGGGAGUCAAAUUCCUGUUGGAGCACAUUUUGCCAAGUUCGUACUCUGGCUGUGGAUUGCUUCUCUACAUGACCUUGGUCACUGGUGGUUUUGAUGAAGUUUAAAUUCACUUGCAGUUUUCCUUUAUAACUGUGUUUCUUUCUUUCUUUGUGGUUGCUGAAGCUGUCAGUUUUUGUUUUGUAUGUUUUUCUUCCUCCUUGUUCUAAAUAUUGCCUAACGGGAAUGCCUUUGCACUAAGAGUCCUUUCAGCAAAUGCUGCUUGUUUUUACAGCUGACUUGCAUGCCAUGUUCAUAAUAUGCCACUAGGAUAUAUCUUAAAUAUCAGAUGUCCUGCAUUGACUUGGUAUCAGUGCUGUGCCAUCCAUUUAAUUCACCACUUCCUACAGUAAUUCACCACUUCCUACAGUAAAGAUAAGCUCCAAAGGCUUUAGUUGAUGACUUAGGAGUUAAGAGAAACAUGGCUAUGUCUGUAAUACCCAAGCACUUCUGAUUUGGGUUUCAUGAUGGCAUCAGCAUUUGCAGGCACGAUGCAAGGUUCAAGUUCUCAAACAUACAAAUUUUUGCUUGGCCCUUCAGUUCAGUAUUUCUAGUUUAAAACCUGAUCCUGUGUGAAUAAUGUCCCUGUGGGUUGUCUGUUGGUCUACCGUCAGCACAUUGAUGUUUCACUGUAGUAAAUGCUCUAUGCAGACAGAAGUUACAUGCACAUUAUUUUCCUUGUUGCUGUCUAGAUCUCUUAAAGGCAUCCCCAGCUGCUGCCAGUGGCAUCUAUAGCUGUUUACGGGGCUCCCAUUUUUCUUCUGCUAUGGUAACAGGGCCAAACAUUUGGAAAAUUGAUAUAGUUUGAUCCGUCAACAGCCAUUGUCACGAACUUAAGACCGGUUUUGUUAGAUACUUCCCGCAUUUAUAUUUUAUUGGCAUAAUAUUCGGCAUCACGUGCAUGGUUUUAAUGUCCUGUUCCCAUUUGAAAAUUCUCUGCUGUGCUGGAUGCCAUACCAUCUGAACAGAUCCCCCAAAGAUUGAAGUAGGGGGAUCAAUCUUAUGCAAUUCUGAGAUAAGUUCAAGAGACUGAUUUGACCUAUUCCUAUGCAUCUUUUGAGAUGUGAUUCAAAGUUUCUUACAGAAUCGCAAUCUAGUCCAUUUUGACAUCCAUAAUAAUCCACAUUUGGUUUUCAAAUAGUGCCCAUGCAGAAACAGGGAAGGGAGUUUGAUUGUAUUUCUGGAUGGAUAAACUUAAGCUGACUGUCUUUCCCCGGAAUUAUUCUGAAAUAACAACAUCAUGGUAAAACAGCUUGGUGGUGAUUGGAGGGCCAGCUGUUCCACUUGCAAUUUUGGCAUGUGGCAGUUGCUAACUCCUGGAUAGCUCAUCAUUAAAAAUAUUGUGGCCCGAGAAUUCAAGAGCACUGGCUAUUACUGAAGCAGGAUUUUGCUGUGUUGGGACACUGGAGAAGCUAGAGAACUUCCCCUGAAGCACUCUGUGAUGAGUCAACUUUUUGAGCAAUAGGCCAAGACCACCAUGUAGAUCUAGCCAGCAGCAGUCACAUCUUAAAAGACACAAUACCACAAAGAUUGACCUUGGCCAAUCCCUGCAGUUAAAGCCCCACCGCACAUGAAUUUAUAAAAGUCUGUUUGAGCUUGCAUAGAAAUUAUGAACUUUUGUUAUGAUAAGACAUUCCUGACGAAUACAGGAAUGGAUAUUGCUGAAUAUUAAGCGAUAGGUGGAGUCACUAUUGCAACAUAACGUGGAUGGAUUCAAAAAUGAAAUAAACAGCAACAAAACUCUUUGCUGGAAAUUUGAAACACUGAUGCUCUCACUGUGUGUGGGACAAAGUGCCCUCAUGCCUCAUUUAACAUAAUGCCGAUACAGCAGAGCUAACGAGGAACCUAUACUGCUAUUCUGAGCAUGUGCAGGAUUUUCAAAAGCAUGAGAAUGGAAGAUAUUGUGUCACAUCAGUGCAGUCCAUCAGCCCCAUGGCAUGCAGUUUUGAAUGCAAAUGAUCAUUGUACCUUCGUGUGUGGUUUAAGUGGUAAUUCAUCUAUUUUAAUAGAAAGUUGUGGGAGUCUCCUGUGGUCUGGAGGGAGUGCGAUCUCUACAAUUCUAAACUUGGAGGCACUGUAAGCUCUUUCUUGAGAAAUAGCUGACUAGAGUGAGUUAACAAAGGAAGCUGAAGAAAUAAUGUGGAAGCAUUGACUAAUAGAAACCCAAGCAACCAGGCCACCUCAUUUCACCUCUUGUUGACUUUUUUUAAAAAAAAAAUCAUUCCAGAAAGAGGGAUUAGGGGUGAAGUGACAGUGCAGUCAAAGUGAGGAUAUAGUAUUAUGCAAUGGUGUUUCUGCACCUCCGAGAUCAAAUAAGUGGAAGAUCUCCUCAGAUGAGAUUGCUUUGCCAAGUUGCUUUGCACAGUGAGAUGCAUUCCUGGUAAAACAUGAGAUUACAGCCUUUUUUUAAGAAAAAAAAAGAUCGUUCCAGUUCAAUGUUAAUUUCACAAUUUUCUGAAGAUCACUAUUGGUGCGCAAAAUGUGGAAGUGUUGCUGACAUUUUUGCUGAGUGCUUGCCUAAUAUGGUAAAGGCAUGGUAUUAAGUUAAAUAAUCGGAGAACUGAUUUGUGAUUUGCCUGAGUUGUUGCAUUCUGAAGAGCAAAUAUUUGCUCAAGCUCUGAAUUUACACAAGAACUGCCAAUGGAUUCGCUUGGUAAUCCUGGUGAUUAACUAGAUUACCUUUUAUGUUUUAUUCUUUAGUUGUCCAGCUGAAGUUGAAUUUAGCAAAGGGAUGGAUCAGUGGCUCUUGGCUUUAGCUGUUACAGCUGCCAAGCUUUACUAUGCCACUUGCUGCUUCCAUUUUAAAUUGAGCAAUAGAAUCAUCAGCUGUGUUGGAAAUUGAGACUAAUUCCACACUGCAGCAUUGUGUAAACAUUUUAAGGUUGGAGUUUUCUUAUUGGAGGGUGGUGGUAUGUGCUGUAGGGAGACAGCCUUCUUUACAAUGCAAUCUUACAGAAAGGUGAAUAAUUUAUUUCCAUUUUUAAAGUGACAGUACCCAUUUUUCUGGGCCAACUUAACACCAGAUCUGAGGUGUUGCUGUUUGAAAUCCAACAUGAUCACCACAGCCAUCCACGUGCAACUGAGGUAUUUUUAGAUCUUAAGUGGAAAGUGUUUAAAAAUGUUCUGUUCUUUAAGCUUUAACGUAUUUGUUAAGGGAAAUGAAGAGAGCAAAGUGCUAAUAAAACAUUGACUAUUUUGAGUUGUGAAUUUAAAUUGGAUUCAAAUGAAAAAUGUCUUGGAAUGUUGAUUGGAACUGUCAGCAAAAACUUUUGAACCUCCUGCUGUGAAAAAGCUCUUCAGCCUGUAAUUCUAAAGUACGAUUCCUGCCUACAUUUUGAUGCUUGAAACUUCCAAGUUCUAUCGGUUUCAAUGGAACAAGGUCUCUAGAUUUCUCCCCCAGUCCUUCCUUUCCCCCAUGAGGAAAGAAAACUUAGCAGCAUAAAUGAAACAAUUUGAAUCCAGGGUAUUGGAUAGUCAACUGGACCUGCAUUUGGAAUCCAUGUUAUGGGCCAGGUAAGUGAAGAGUCUGGUAAGGGAAUCUGAAUGCCUUGCAAUAACUGAACUUUAGGACAAGUGUUGAAUGAAUAGACUGAGGCAAAUCAUAAUUAAAUAACCUGUAGGAGGUUGUGUGUUGAGCAGUUGUUUGUGCAAAGGAACUGUAACCCAAUGUGAGUUGUCAUCAAGUGGGGAAAGGAAGAGGACAGAACUGACAAACUGAAGACAGUAACAUAUAAACCUUUGUGUUGACAGAAGCACACUCUGCUUCACUGCUGAUAUAAGCUUAACUUCAGAGAUAAAUAGAGGACCUUGUUGCAAUGAGCAAAUUUAAUUUGAGGUAGAGAGUGGGUGAAAGGGUUAACAUGAUCAGGAGUAAAAGCUUUUUAAAGCUACAACAUAAUCGGAGCUGAAACGUUUUUAGCAUUGUCUGAAACUGCAGUUCAUUUAUUUAUGCAAGGUAAAGGCUACUUGAAGAAAAAUCAUUUUAAGUAUGUAUAUAUUUUGUAAAAAGGAAAAAAAAUUUAAAAAUUCAUUAGCGUGAUGUGCGGCCUUAACCAUCAAGGUUAUUCGCUUUAUAAAUUAUGUAAGAGAUUGAAGUCUUUAGUUAUUGAGGAUGUGACUUUUGACAGACACUCUAGUCAGUGCCGCUGCCUGUGGAAGGGAUGAUACAUUUCAAUAAUGGGAGUGGUUGGAAUGUAUGCAAAUAUGUAGAACUAAUUUUCUUUGCUUUUUUUCCCCCUCAGUAGUGUCUUUUUUGUUUUUCCCCACCUGGAAAUGAGAAUUAAAUGAGUUGCAAACAAACCUGGUCCAGAGUCAGUUUAGUGAGGCCUGUAUGGUUGCAUGGCACAAUAAUGUCAGAGUUGGUUCCCUCUUCCUAAACUGAUGUAUAAUAAAUUUUCUUCCUUCUGUGUGGUUCCUGUGUACAUCACAUCUAGUGGGACUAUCUAUAGAUUGGAUGCAUAUAAACCCGUGAUUUAAACGUUUGCUUUUCUUUCGCUCUGACCAUUCCCAUUUUGUAAUUUUCUGGAAAUCCAAGUUAAAUAAUGUUGUCACUUUUUAAAAAAAAAAGUCUUAACGUUCUUUUUUCUUCAAAUUUUAACCACUGAGUGAGAGUAAAGCCUGUCAGCUGUCUGUCUCAUUUCUCAAUGCCAAGGUGAGUUGGGCAUUUCAUUGCUGCUGUGAGUCCAUACAGGCCUUACUAUUGAGAAAUAACCUGAUGAUUUGUGUUUCAGCUUUGAAAGAAUGUGUUACAUUUAAAUGUUACGUUUGGUAAAUAGGUUGAAAUCUUGUUCAAUCCCUUAUAUAUAAACCUGUGUUGUACAUACUGUAUUCCAAUUAUAUUGUAAUCUGUGCUAAUAUUCUCAAACACUGAGUGUUCAUAAUAUAAUGCCAAUGUAUUAAAUAGUGGAGUAUUUCCUUUA
Messenger RNA from Rhincodon typus (whale shark), 9662 nucleotides. RefSeq names its product F-box/LRR-repeat protein 20. Gene Ontology annotation, biological process: SCF-dependent proteasomal ubiquitin-dependent protein catabolic process. The coding region runs from base 234 to 1532 and encodes 432 amino acids. Gene Ontology annotation, cellular component: SCF ubiquitin ligase complex. Lineage: Eukaryota; Metazoa; Chordata; Chondrichthyes; Orectolobiformes; Rhincodontidae. The transcript is spliced from 15 exons. Gene Ontology annotation, molecular function: protein binding. The record is from RefSeq and is a predicted model, not a curated record.